Trichomonas vaginalis G3 is the source of this 1698-nucleotide messenger RNA. RefSeq names its product amelogenin-related protein family. The record is from RefSeq and is a predicted model, not a curated record. The transcript has a single exon. NCBI's taxonomy places the organism in Eukaryota, Parabasalia, Trichomonadida, Trichomonadidae. Bases 1 to 1698 code for a protein of 565 amino acids.
AUGUUUUCCUUAUUUGUAGCUUCAAGUUUAAGUAACAGAGUUGAAGUUCCAGAUGUAGGAGCUUACUACAGUUCCUUUUCAUCAUUAGCACUUGAAAUGACGUUCAACUUGAGAUCUUAUUCUGGUUAUACACAUUAUCUUCUUUUAUACAACCCAUACAGCGAUUUAACUCUUAAUGGAGAGAAUGCUUCCUCAAGAGUAUACAGUAUAUCAACAAAGAUCUUUAAAUUUGAAAGUCGAACCGCUUCUACUCUUUAUUUUGACGUUGUUCGUAUUCCAAACUCAUGCUAUACAUUGGAUUUCCUUUUGGAUCCAGAAGUUAAUUCAGAAUACGAAUACUCACGUGCUAAGAAACUUUUGAAUUUCGAAAAAUCAUAUUGUUUUGUUACUUACAGCCAUAAUACCUUUAAUAUAACCAUCACAAACACUGAUGGAAAAAUGAAGAUUGGCACUACUUCUUUAUACGAUUAUGACACAACAACUGCUGAUGAAGGCGAUACUUCUUAUUACAACACAAAAUCUUUCGUUGUAAUGUACAAACCAGAUAAUUCAGCUACAUCCAAAGCCAAGAUCAAAUUUACUGGCUCCUCAAGUACAAAACAAGAUCCAACUCUUAUUUCAGACAAAAAAAUUUCAUCAUACUUUGGUGCAAAAGCUGUAGAUACAACACCUCCAGAAUACAAAAGUAUCGACUACGGCAUCCAUAUAUAUAGUGAUUCAUCAAGAUACAACGUCUAUAAUAUCACUUAUAAUACAUAUAUUGUCUUCACACAUUGGAAAGAUGUUUCAGCUGUUGCAACAGUUUCUGGUACUACACUUAAUAUCCUUGGCAACACAAACAUUGUUUCAGUUUUCUUCAACUCAACAGGCACACUUACUCUUUCCAGAAAUUCAUCAAGGAGCACUGCUACAUUUGUUGCAUAUUAUAUGCCAAGCACAUGCCAUUACAUUGUCACAUUAUCUGGUGAAUCAUCAUACAAAUUCGACACAGAUGGCAGCGCCAUCAAAUGUAUGGUUUCCGCCUUCAGUUCGGGCAGUGUUAAUAUUGACAAAGGUUUCUGGGGUGAAUUAUCCACAUACAAUUAUGAUGGCACAUAUUCAUCAUCAUCCAAACCAUUGUACUCAGUUUUCUACAACACAUUCUCAUCUGAGCAUGAAUACUUCAAACAUGAUAUUUCGACAUACUCCAGUGAUAACUCCUAUGCAUAUGUCAUCAAAGGCAAAUCACCAGAAUAUUUAUCAUACUGGAUUGACAGUUCAUCAUAUAACAAGAUCAACAGCGGUGAAUGGUCUAGCAGCGGUCUUGCUGGUUGGGCUAUUGCUCUUAUUGUUAUUGUUGUUAUCAUUGUUAUUGCUGUUGCCAUUACUAUUGUUGCUAUUUGCUGCUGUGCCUGCUGCUCGGUUGUCAACAGAGCUCUUACAAGUUCUAGUUCUAGCUCUAGCUCAAAGAAGAAGAGAAAUACAACAAACACAACUCUUCUUGUCCAACAGCAACCAUACCCACCACAACAGUACCCACCACAACAAAGUUAUCCACCACAGGGAUAUCCUCCACAACAAUAUCCUCCACCAUCACAAGGCGGCCAACCACAACCAUAUGGUUAUUAUCCACCACCACAACAAUAUCCACCACAAGGCUAUGCACCAAAUGGCCAAGUUCCACCUCCUCCAGCCGAUCAACCAAAUCCUUAUGCUUAA